Thamnophis sirtalis is the source of this 7610-nucleotide messenger RNA. NCBI's taxonomy places the organism in Eukaryota, Metazoa, Chordata, Lepidosauria, Squamata, Natricidae. The record is from RefSeq and is a predicted model, not a curated record.
AUGACGGGUCUCCCGAGUACUUCAGGCACGACAGCCAGCGUGGUAGUAAUCCGUGGUUCAAAGAUGUAUGUGGCUCACGUGGGCGACUCGGGCGUGGUUCUUGGAGUCCAGGAUGACCCGAAGGACGACUACGUCCGGGCCGUGGAGGAUCAUUAUGAUUUUGGCAUGAGAGCUAUAAAAACUGUAUUAAUAAGAGUUGGUCAAAGGCGUCAAGAGUUUCCUGCAAUAGAAGAAACUCUAAUCACAAUUGACAUACUGAAAGAAGUGAAUUUACCAAAGUUAAUUGCUGAGGAUGUUCCAGUAUUUGAACAUAUUAUCAGAGAUCUCUUUACAGAAAUGGAAGUUCCAAAAGUAAAUCCUAAACGAUUAGAGAGUGCAAUAUCUCUUGCAAUACAGCAUUUAUCUUUGCAGCCUUGGGAAAAUCAAAUAGAGAAGGUUAUACAACUAUACAAUCAGCUUAUGGCUCGUGGUGGUGUGAUGCUUGUAGGCCCCACAGGUGGAGGAAAAACUACCAUCAGAACAAUUUUAGAAAAAGCCUUGAUAAUCUUUCCAUUAGUUGAUACGGAUAGUGCUUCCAAACUUGAUUGUUCUGGUAAGAUUUCUGACAGAAAAAGCAAAGUGGAUACUUUUGUUGUAAACCCAAAGUGUGUUACUAUUGAUGAACUCUUUGGACAGACAAAUCCUAGUACAAUGGAAUGGUCAGAUGGAUUAUUAUCAUCAGUAGUAAGAGGAUUUGCUAAACUUGGGAUCAAAAGAGCUAAAAGAAAAGAUCCAAGCCUUGGUAUUAAUUCAGAAAUGCAGGAUUUAUAUACACUGAAUACAGUGAAUAUAGCUGAUGCAGUUGUGCCUGAUGAAGUUGGACAAUCAAUAGAGAAUAUUCAAUGUGAAACUGCUGUUGACUGGCAGUGGAUUAUCCUGGAUGGUCCAGUAGAUCCACUUUGGAUAGAAAACUUAAAUUCUGUGUUAGAUGACAGCAGAACAUUAUGUCUUGCUAACAGUGAAAGAAUUUAUCUAUCAUCAGCCUUCAGAGUGAUAUUUGAAGUGGACAGUGUGUCUGAAGCCAAUCCAGCCACAAUUAGUAGAUGUGCCAUGGUUUACGUGGACCCUGCUGAUUUGGGAUGGGAGCCUUAUGUCAAAACAUGGCUGCAAGGAAUUUCUGAAAUAAUACCCAAAAAUAGUAUUGAAUAUCUUGAAAGUUUGUUUCACUCAAGUAUAAAGACAGGGUUAACUUUUCUAAAUAAACAUAAGAAAAUGCAGGCAUUUCCUGUACAUCAGUUGGGGAUAGUAAUGAACAUUUGCAGAAUUAUUGGUUCAUUUAUUCAUGUAAUAAAACUAAAUCAAGAAUCACAAGAUAGUAAGAAAAGACGACAAAGCAGCUCAGUGAGUUUUUCCAACCAGAGGAAUUCUCCACAAUUUUUACAUACAUUCAGUGGAAGAGUCCCAUCAAUAAUGAAGAAAAGGGAUGGUGAGAUAUGGUUUUGGGAAAAAGAGCCUAAUAAAAUGCUCAUAUUAUUGGGGAAAAUUUUCAUAUUUGCAUUUACUUGGGCUGUUGGAGGAAUUUUAAAACGAGAGGAAGAACAUGAAGGUGAAACUCUCAUUGAUAUAAACACUAGCCAAGAUGAACUUGCACAUAGAAGCCUGAUAGUCUCUUCUAUAAUUUUAGGCGAUCCUGGCAGUGGAAAGACUAUUAUGAUAGAUAAUAUGCUUGAAAGACUCCAAAAAGAUGGAUUAAAUAUAAGGAAGAAAACAAUAUUAGGAGAGGUUUUUCACUACAACCAGUCUAAAAUGUCAAGCUUGAUGAGGAACAACAGUAUGCUGAAAACAGAUCAGUUUCGUAGCUCUUGGAAAAUAACACAUUCUUCAACCAAAGAAUUACUUUCAGCUCUCAGCUCAAUAAGAGAGGAUUCCUAUGUUGAAGAACCAUCUUCAGGGCCUAUCAUUUGUAAAUUACAAUUAUGUGCCCAUACAAGUGCAGCUCAAACGAAGAGUUUGAUCACCCAGAAAUUAAUACUGAGAAGUAAAGAUGUCAUGGGUGCUCCACAAUCUAAACAAACACUACUGUUUAUUGAUGAUUUGAACAUACCAAUCACAGAAGAAUAUGGAUCCAAGCCACCAUUAGAAUUCAUCCGUCAGUUUGUGGAGAUGGGUGGAUUUUAUGACGUUAAACACCUUGAAUGGAAACAUAUUAAGGACAUUGCCACAAUUGCAUGCUGUACACCUCUAAAUGUAGGAAGUAAUGAGAUUAGUACUCGUCUUCUAUCCCAUUUUUGCAUCUUAGUUUUGCCUACAACUUCCUUACAGUCUUUGCAACGUAUUUUCCAGGUACGUCUGGGAACAUACUUUUACAUUAAUAGAUUCUUGGUUGAAGUUCAGAAGUGUACAGAUUAUUUAACGUGUUGCUCUAUUGCACUGUACUAUAGAAUGCUUUAUAAAAUGCUUCCAACACCUGCUAAAUGCCAUUACAUAUUUAAUCUACGAGAUCUUUUUAAGGUACUUGAAGGACUACUUCAAGCCCACAAGUCAGUCAUUGUCUCAAAAGAAACAACAGCAUUAUUGUUCAUGCAUGAAUCUACUCGAAUUUUCCAUGAUCGUCUAGUUGAUCUAGCAGAGAAGGAGACAUUUUAUCAGUUUCUUUCAAAUGAGCUCCACAAUUAUUUUAAAAUUGGACUGAAUGGCAUUGGAAAAGCAACCUGUGUAACCUUAGCCUGUUAUAUAUCUGAAUGCAGUAUCUGUAGGUUAUCUACUUCCUAUAGUUACACCUUUGCACAUUUUCAAGAGGAUAUUAAAAAAGUCUAUAAACAAGCUGGAGCAGAAGGCAAGAGGACUGUUCUUCUUAUUACAGAUUCAGAUAUAAUUCAAGAAUCAAUUUUGGAAGUCCUAAGUUGUAUUCUGAAAUCAGGACAAGUACCCAACCUAUUUGAGAAGGAUGAGUUGAAUAACAUUAUUGAAUCACUCACAUCAGCUUCUGAAAUGACUAAGGAUUCCAACAAAUUGGAUGAUAUGUAUUCCUUCUUCUUACAUAGAGUACGCCACAACCUUCAUAUAGUUUUGACAGUAAAUCCUACAGGACUGGUUUUCCGUCAAAAUAUACAGAUAUAUCCUGCCAUUGUGAAUUGCUGUACAGUAGACUGGUAUGAAAAUUGGCCUGAAGAGGCACUUUGCCAUGUAGCAAAAAGUUAUUUUAGCCAAAAUGAGACAUUGAGAAAUGAGAAUUUAAGAGAUAUUCUUAUCCCCAUGACUGUUAAUAUUCACAAGAAUGUAUCUAUAAUAAUUGAGAAAUACUUGAAGGAAACUAAAAGGCACUAUUACAUCACUCCCAAAAGUUACUUGCAAUUUAUAAAUACUUUUUCCACAAUAUUGAGGACCACAAAAGAGAAAAUGCUGAGUGAAAGAGCUUGCUAUCAUUCUGGCCUGACAAAAAUCUUGGAUGCAACUUCACAGAUUACAAAUAUGCAAGAUGAAUUACUUGUCCUUGGACCUCAAAUAGAAUCAAAAUCAAAGGAAAUAGAAGCACUUGUAGCUAAACUUCACAAAGAUGCCUCAGUUGUAGAGCAAGUUCGAACUUUGGUUAAAAAGGAUGAAGAAACUAUGACUGCAGAAACUAAAAUUGUGGAAGGGUAUGCUAAGCAAGUAACAGAAGAACUCAAUUCUGUAUUGCCAUCUUUGGAGAAGGCCCUUAGUGCUCUUGAUGCACUUGACAAAAAUCAUAUUGCAGAAGUUAGAGUAUAUACUCAUCCUCCUCCACUUGUUUUAACUGUUAUGAAUGCCGUCUGUAUUCUUCUUGAAAAGAAACCAAACUGGGCAACAGCAAAAUUACUACUUUCAGAUCCAGGAUUCCUUAAAAAAUUGGUUACAAUUGACAAAGAUAAUUUACCAGAAAAGGUUUUUCUGCAGUUAAAAAAAUAUGUGAGGUCACCUGAUUUCAGCCCAGUGAAAGUAGGACUUGUGUCUGUUGCAUGUUGCUCCAUAUGCCAGUGGAUUUUAGCUCUGGAUCACUAUCAUAUUGUUAAAAGGUUUGUAGAUCCAAAGCAAGCAAAGGUAGCAGAAGCAGAGGAAUUACUGAACCGUGCACUUAGUAAAUUAGCUGAAAAACAAAGAUGUUUAGCCCUGAUUGAACAACAUCAACAAAAUUUAGAAGCAUUGUAUGAUGAAAGUAUUGCUGAACAGGAAAAACUUGCAGCCCGAAAAAUUCAAACAACUCGUCGUUUACAUAGUGCAUCUAUAUUAAGUGUAGCUCUAAAGAAUGAAAUGGAACGCUGGAAAGAAUCUGUUAAUAACCUCGAUCAAAGAUUGCAAGGAAUUGUAGGUGAUGUCCUUAUAUCAGCAGCUUGUAUUGUCUACAGUGGAAUUUUAUCAGCGGGGUAUCGUCAACAGCUAGUUGAUGACAGUUUGAAACUCUGCAGUGAUAACAAUAUUUUGGUCUCUCCAAAUUACUCAUUGGUUAACUGCAUGACAGAAAAGAAUGAGGUCCGCAGAUGGCAAAAUGCAGGCUUGCCACAUGAUCAAUACACCACAGAAAAUGCAAUACUUGUUAAACAUGGACAACGGUGGCCUUUACUAAUUGAUCCAGAAAGGCAAGCUUACAAAUGGAUAUGUCAAAUGGAAGGCAGCAAAUUGCGACAAACCAAUGCUUCAGAUGCCAAAUACUUAAUAACAAUUGAAUAUGCUUUACAGUUUGGUGAAUCAGUCCUUCUGCAGGAUUUUCCUGAAACAUUGGAUUCAAAUAUAAAAUCAAUCUUAAGCAAGGAUAUCUACAAAAAAGGAGGACAAGAAUUCAUUAGAAUAGCAGAUUCUGAAAUUCAGUACAAUUCAGACUUUCGAUUAUACCUGACAACGCAGAAACCCAAUCCUCAUUUUCUGCCAGAAACAUGCAAUAUUGUUACAAUGAUAAACUUCAUUUUAACAUUCCAUGGUUUGCAAAAUCAGCUUUUAUCUGCAGUUGUAAAUAAGGAAAAACCUGAACUUGAAAAACAGUACUGCAAGUUGAUGGAAAGCAUAUCAAUUGAUCUGGUAGCACUACAUGAAUAUGAACAAAGAUCACUUCAACUUUUGCAAAAAACAACUGGGCACCUUUUAGAUGACCAAGAUCUCAUUGAAAAUUUGCAGCAAACAAAAAUUACGUCAUCAGAGAUUUUUCAGCGUGUAGCAGAUUCAGCAGCAACAGAAGUCACCAUAGAAGGAUUGCGUAAAGCGUAUAUUCCUAUAGCAACUCGUGGUGCUGUGCUCUAUUUUGUAAUAUCAGAUCUUAUACACAUCAACCAUGUCUAUCAGUUUUCACUGAACUGGUUUCAUAAGAUCUUUGUAGACUCUAUAGAUAAUGUGAAGAAAAGGGAAAUUUGUCUCAGUGAUGAUCUUUCAAGUACAAAAAUAAGUGAAUAUAAGGUGCAAAGCAAAGAAACAAUAACGGAAAGUGAAACUGAGAUAGAUCACUUCAAAAUACAUAUUAAUGAUAUAAUUGAGACACUAACAUAUCAUGUCUACGAGACAGUUUCUUCAGCUUUGUUCAAUAAAAAUAAGCUAUGCUUUGCUUUCCUACUGUGCACCGCAAUCAUGAAAAAUAAUUGUGGUGAAAAUGUAUUCACAAAUAAGCUUGGAUUUAUAUCAGAGAAUGAGUGGAAUUUCUUCCUGUACUCUCGGAUGAUAGCAAACAUUAAGCAACCAUCAAUCUCUGACUCUGCUGACUCGUGUGUAUUUAACAAAACUGCUCCAUUCCACUGGAUAAGUGAAAUGAUGUGGAAAGAAUGUCAGUACAUGAGUACUCAAAUACCAGCAUUCAACCUAUUGUGCAGUUCUCUGUCAACAUAUCCUCAACAGUGGAACGAUUUUCUAGAUAGUGAGAAUGUGUAUGAUUUGAUUAGUACAUGUUAUAGACCAUUAUCACCAAAGCAAGAGUCAGAAUCACAGCUAGGAAGAGAAAGUGAGGAGGAGGAGGAGGAGGAGGAGGAGAAGAAGAAGAAGAGUAUACAUGUAAUUUUUCCUUGGGAGAAGCUUUCUCCAUUUGAAAGACUUAUAUUGAUAAAAGUUCUUCGUUCAGAAAUGUUAAACCAAGCAGUAGAAAUAUUUGUAACUGAGAAAUUAGGAACUAGGUAUUUUCAGACUGGAGGAAUUAAUUUAAAACAAAUGUAUGAAGGAUCUGAUUCUACAACUCCACUAAUUAUCCUCCAUACUCAUGAGAUAGACAUUACAGCAAUUGUCUUGCGCUUUGCCCAAGAAAUAAAAACAAGUACACAAAAUCUGCAAAUGCUAUCUCUGGGACGUGGCCAAGGAAGCAAAGCAGAGGAAUUGAUAUAUAAAGCACAAAUACUGGGUGAACAGUGGGUAUUCCUUCAGAAUUGCCACCUCGCAACUUCAUUUAUGCCAAGAUUGUGCAAAAUUGUUGAUUCCUUUAUCCUACCUGAUACAACUAUAAAUCCAGGAUUUAGACUAUGGUUAAGUUCAACAUCAGAUAGAUCUUUACCCAUAUCUAUCUUGAGAAGCGGGCUAAAGAUAGUAAUAGAAACUCCACAAGGACUAAAAGGAACAUUACUUCAAACUUUUGGAUUUGGUGACACUGCUGUAGUAACAGAAACUAUAUUUAAUAAAACCAACUGUGGGCCAUCAUGGAAAAGAUUGUUGUUUAGCUUAUGUUUCUUCAAUGCUGUCAUUCUUGAAAGAAAGAAGUAUGGAGUUUUGGGCUGGAACAUUCCAUAUGCUUUUAAUUCUUCCGAUUUAGAGUUUUCGAUCAAAAUAUUGGAAGUGCUCCUUGAGAAGCACCAAAAGAUUCCUUGGGUAGCAUUGCAUUAUUUGACUGGAGAAGUAAUAUAUGGAGGCCAUGUAACUGAUAAUUGGGACCGUAGAUGCUUGCUUAGCAUUUUAGAUAAUUUUUAUAAUCCUUCUGUAUUGGGAGAAGAUUUUGUUUAUACUGCUGAUGAGGUCGCCGCUAGAAGUCUUCCUGUCUGGACUUCUGGCAGGUUUAAUGAUUUACUGAUGCUUCAGAGACAAAGCAAAAUACUACCUCAUCUUGGUGAAUAUCCUGAGUUUCAUGCCAGUUAUCAAGGACAUCCUAGCAGUUUUUGGCUUCCAGGUUUCUUUUUUCCACAUGGAUUUCUUAUUGCUGUGUGUCAGAAUUAUGCUCGGUUGAAUAAAGUAACAGUGGAUUCACUUACUUUUACACAUAAAGUGCUUCCUUUAACUCAAGAUGAAGAUUUAAGCUUCAAUAGAAGGGAAAACAUAUUAAACAAAGCUUUUGAGGAACAUUCUCAGCAUGAAACCGGAGUUAAAAUUCACGGCUUGUACAUAGAUGGUGCAUGCUGGAAUCCCCAUACACAGGCAUUGGAUGAACCUAAACUUCAUAGAAGAUAUUAUCCACUACCAGUCAUCCAAUUUUUACCACAAAGUAUUACCGUUUUCCCAAGUUUCUGUGAUGAAGACCAGCUUUUAUAUGUAUGUCCUUUAUACAAGACACCUCAAAGAACAGGAAUGCUGUCUUCUAUGGGUGCAUCUACAAAUUUUGUAACUGAAAUUAAUCUGCCAACUCUGGUAACUCCUAGCCACUGGAUAAUGAGAGGAGUUGCACUGUUAUGUCAACUGGAUUAGGAAAUAUUAAAAUAUUAUUGUUCCUUAUUUGAAAU